Fusarium graminearum PH-1 is the source of this 465-nucleotide messenger RNA. RefSeq lists its product as uncharacterized. The coding region runs from base 1 to 465 and encodes 154 amino acids. NCBI's taxonomy places the organism in Eukaryota, Fungi, Ascomycota, Sordariomycetes, Hypocreales, Nectriaceae. The transcript has 7 exons. The record is from RefSeq and is a predicted model, not a curated record.
AUGGCCAGUAAUACGUUGCGCAACGCCAAGAUCGAACAUAUUAUUUACAAUACCGGUACCAAAUGCGAAUGUGCUAUAAGUCUUAAAGCUGUUUUCUACCAAUCAUGUGUUGGUUCUGCUAUUUUUUACGUAUGGGAAUUGCAGACCCAAUAUCAUUUUGCAGUAUUCCGAGCGUUAGUUCUAAGCUGCAGAAUCUGCCAUAACUGGACUUCGAGUUAUAUCCCUCUUUGUGUUACACCAAUAUUCCCGGAGCUCGUGGAUGUUGAGUCCCCCGAAGACGGUGGGAUCUUGGUGAACGUCCAGAUGGAACAAUUCCUUGAGUUUCUGGUAUCCUCAUCUGCGGUAAAGAUGGGCAUUAACAGGCCCUUUCCUCGCUUCAAGAUCAUUUUCGAACCCUCGUCCAAACUUACAUUUUUGAGCUUUAGUGAAACAAAGAUGCCGUUGAUGUCAGAGAAUAACAAGUGA